CCAAGGAGAAAGGGGGAGAAAAAUAAAUAUGAGGUGGAGGAAGAGAAGGACGUGUACGAAGUGGUGGACGAGAGCAAAUACUCCGAGAUCGUGAGACAGCGUCAGGAAGAUGACUGGAUCAUCGACGAUGAUGGAGCUGGGUAUGUUGAAGAUGGACGAGAGAUCUUCGAUGAGGAUCUGGAUGGAGAUGAGUUCACGAAAGCUGAAACUAAGAAAAAAGCAGACAAGAAAAACAAGAAUAUUGUCCGUCCAGGGACGAAGCCGAAGCCGAAGAGCGACAUCAAGAGCAUGUUUGCUGCAGCAGCGGUCACUUCCAAGAAAAAGCCAGAGAAAAAUGUGACCUUGGAGAAUGAUGAGUUGCUAGGCGACCUGAUGGAGGAGCUGCACCGAGGCCCCAACAGCAGCUCGUUCAAACCCGUGCCCGUCAAAGUGAACAAGACCAAGCCAGCCAAGCCGGCCAACCCGUUCAGCAUGGACAAGUCGUCGCCCCGUGUGAAGCAGGUGAAGUCUGUGAAGCAGCCGCGGAACAUCACUAGGGAGUUGUAUGCAGAGGAGUUGAAGGUCAGCCAUGUGAAGGUCAAGCAGGAGCCUGUAGACGACAUUCCAGACAUCGAGGAGUUUGGAAGCAUGGACGUGGAUGACAACAAGAAUGAAAUCACAAAUGCCGUCUCUCAAGAUGACUCUGCUAUGGACCUGAAUGACAUCGACUUUGAUGACGAGGUGACGGAAGUGAUGACACCGGCCGUGAAGGAAGUGAAACCCACAGUUAAGACAGAACCUGCCACAAAUGGAGAGUUUUUGUCAACCGGAUGGGGAAGUGUGAAGAUGGAAGAGCCAAUGACAGUCACUGAUGUGCAGGUUGACUCCUCCCAGUUACCCUUAACGACCAAUGAAAAUGGAGACCAGGUGCUGCGAUUCUAUUGGCUAGAUGCUUAUGAAGAUCAUUACAAACAGCCAGGUGUGAUUUUCCUGUUCGGGAAGGUGUGGAUAGACUCCGCGAAGACCCAUGUCAGCUGCUGUGUGACCGUGAAGAACAUCGAGAGACGUGUCUACUUCCUUCCUCGAGCCACGCGUGUGAACACAAAGACUGGAGAAGACACUGGGGAGCCUGUCGCCAUGAAUGAUGUGUAUUCAGAAUUCAACGACAAAAUAUCCGAGAAACAUAAGAUCAUGAAGUUCAAGUGCAUGAAAGUGACUAAACAUUAUGCUUUUGAGAAGACCGACGUGCCAGUGGAAUCGGAGUAUUUGGAAGUUCGAUAUGCUGCUGACCUUCCACAGCUGCCAAUGAACUUACAGGGAGAAACCUUCAGCCAUGUGUUCGGCACAAACACUUCAAGUUUAGAGUUGCUGCUUUUGGACAGAAGAAUGAAAGGCCCAACAUGGCUUGACUUGAAAACACCACAGCUGCCAAAUCCUCCCAUCAGUUGGUGUAAAGUUGAGGCAGUGUUGAUGAAGCCGGACUAUAUCACUGUGGUGAAGGACUCCUCUCUGGCUGCCCCUCCACUAGUGGUCAUGUCUCUCAACCUGCUCACCCUCCCCAACCCCAAGACCCACCAGAACGAGAUCAUCGGGGCCGCCAGUUUGCUGCACAACAACUUCCACAUGGACAAACCGGCGCCGUCCCAGCUGUUCCAGCAACACUUCUGUGCGAUAUCGAAGCCUCAAGAUUGUAUAUUCCCCUAUGACUUCAAGGACAAAGCACAGAAAGAGAGUCGGACAAUGAAGACGGAAAUCCUUCCUAAUGAGAGGGCGCUGUUGGGUUUCCUGUUGGCGAAGAUACAUAAAGUAGACCCCGACAUCAUCGUGGGUCACGAUAUCUUUGGGUUUGACAUCGACAUCUUCCUGCAUCGAAUCAAUGCCAACAAGAUUCCACACUGGUCAAAGAUAGGAAGGCUGAAGAGGACGACCAUGCCCAAACUCUCAAGUGGUCACGGAGGACGAGGUUUCAGCGAGAAGUCCGCAGCAUGUGGACGUUUGUUGUGCGACAUCAAAAUAUCCGCACGGGAACUGCUUCGUUGCCGUAGUUACGACCUUACAGAACUAUCUAAUCAAAUUUUAAAGCAAAAACGGGUGGAACUGGAGUUUGAUGACAUUAGAAACAUGUACAGCUCCUCCAAACAGCUGUUGCAGCUCAUAGAACUGUCGCUGGUGGAUUCCACGUACAUCCUGAGAAUCAUGUAUGAGCUAAAUAUCAUCCCACUGGCUUUACAGAUCACAACCAUCUGUGGAAACGUCAUGGCACGAACCCUGCUGGGAGGUCGCUCGGAGCGGAACGAGUUCCUGUUACUCCACGCCUUCCACGACAAGAACUUCAUCCCUCCGGACAAGGAGUACAAGAAGAAGGCAGCUGCUACUGCGAUGGAUGAUGAUGAAGAGGGAGACAACUCCUCCAUCUCGGAAGGGCGUCGGAAACCGGCAUACGCUGGUGGCCUGGUGCUGGAACCCAAGAAAGGGUUCUACGACAAGUUUAUCUUGCUGCUGGACUUCAACAGUCUGUACCCAUCCAUCAUCCAGGAGUACAACAUCUGCUUCACCACCAUCAGCCGGACGAUGCCUGGCGUCAAGAAGGAACACACGGAGGAAGACGAGGAAGAGGCGCUGCCUGACCUCCCUGACCCUGACCUUGAACCUGGCAUCCUGCCAACAGAGAUCCGGAAGUUGGUGGAGAGCAGACGUCAGGUGAAGCAGCUGAUGAAGACGCCUGAUCUUGCUCCCGAACAGUACAUGCAGUACGACAUCCGUCAGAAGGCCCUCAAGCUUACAGCCAACAGUAUGUACGGGUGUCUGGGCUUCACAUUUUCACGGUUCUACGCCAAACCUCUGGCGGCUCUCAUCACAGGCAAGGGCAGAGAGAUUUUAUUGAAAACAAAGGACCUUGUACAAGCGAUGAACCUGGACGUCAUCUACGGAGACACCGACUCCAUCAUGAUCAACUCCAACUGCACCGACCUUGACCAGGUUUUCAAGCUGGGGAACAAGGUGAAGUCGGAGGUGAACAAGCUGUACCGACUUCUGGAGAUCGACAUCGAUGGAGUCUUCAAGUCCAUGCUGUUGCUGAAGAAGAAGAAGUAUGCAGCGCUGAGCGUGAGUCGGUCAGCGGACGGCAAGAUCACCACGUCAGAGGAGCUGAAGGGGCUGGACAUCGUCCGGCGAGACUGGUGUGACUUGUCCAAGGAGGCAGGAAGGUUUGUUGUGAGUCAGAUUCUCUCCGGAGAGACAAGAGAGACGCUUGUGGAGACGAUCCACGCAAAGCUGAUCGAGGUGGGAGAGAAAGUGGCCAACAACGAAAUCCCUGUUGAGUUGUUCCACAUCACUAAGCAACUGACAAAGAACCCAGAGGAUUACCCAGACAAGAAGAGUCUGCCUCACGUUCAGGUGGCGCUGCGAAUCAACAGCAAGGGAGGCAAGCGCAUGCGGGCUGGAGACACCAUCGCCUACGUCGUGUGUGAGGAUGGGUCAAACUUGCCUCCAUCUCAGCGAGCGUACCACCCUGAAGAGCUAGCAAAGGGAGACAAUCUCAAAAUAGACAUUAAGUACUACCUGGCCCAGCAAGUACACCCUGUCGUGGCCCGACUCUGUGACCCCAUCGAGGGUACCGACGCUGCCCAUCUGGCUCAGUGUCUAGGCCUUGACCCCACUGGGUACCGGCAUCAGGCACAGCACCAUGACAACGGCGAUGAUGACGCGCUGCUGGGAGGAACGCAGAUGUCGGAGGAGGAACGCUACAAGGAUUGCGACAGGUUCAAGGUCAAAUGUCCAGCGGCCGACUGUGGAAGAGAAAUUAUCAUGGAUGGUGUUUUUCUUGGACAGGACAGUCCCCUAGAGUGCUCGCUGUCCAAGUGCUCCAACCCCCAGUGCAAGAUGGUGCCCAAGGAGUACAUCCCCCAGAUUCAGAACAGCCUUGUCCUGGCCAUCAGGAAACACGUCAAGUCUUACUACGAGGGUUGGCUGAAGUGUGAGGAUUCAGCUUGCGGAGCUCGGACACGGAAAACUCCGCUGAUGUUCCAGAGAGGGCAUCCGGUGUGUGGAACAUGUCAUAGGGGGAUCCUGCAGCCCGAGUUCACAGACUCUGCACUGUACACACAGCUGUGUUACUACCAGUUCAUGUUCGACACGGAGAAGGCCAUCUCACUCCUGCCUGAUUCAAAGCCUGGCAUGAAGAACGCCCGAGGGGAGAAUGCAGUGGGGUUGUACAAGCCGUCCUACAAAACGCUGAAGGACACUGUUGGCAGCUGGCUCAGAUCUAACGCAUACGCUGAAGUCAAUCUUACAAAACUUUUUGAUGGUCUGUUCGUCCUCAAAUGAAAUAAAAACUCGGGGAAUGAAAUUUGGUUAUGAUGACAAGACUUGGACACUCAGCUCAAGCAACUGUUGCCCCAGAAAUGAAGUAUUUGAAGAUGAUCCCGAGGAGGAUGAACAUGUUGGAGCUCACUUGUUGAAAGAGACAAUUGCAUUAUAGAUAUGUAAUUUAUGCAUUGAAGUGCUUGAUACAGAUUGUGUGUACAUAGAUUGAACUGUAUAUAGACUGUUGAUCCGUGAGAUCUGAAUAUGUCCACUGAAGGACUUCCUUUCAAUGGGGUAGAACAGUAGUUAAAGUGUUUGCUUGUUCGGACGAACAACUGGGUUUGAUAUCCAUGUGUUAAUUUGGGUCUAAGUGUGUCAUUUGUAUAUUACAAAGGGCAGCAUCGAAGUUUCCUCAGGGAUUUCUAGGAGAGAAAAGGUCCCAAAUAUAUCGUCAAUGUUAGACAUUCUUGAUCUAAGGUCAAGGUUGGACAUCCUUGAUCUAAGGUCAAGGUUGACAUCCUUGAUGUAAGGUCAAUGUUUGACAUCCUUGAUCUAAGGUCAAGGUUGGACAUCCUUGAUAUAAGGUCAAGGUUGGACAUCCUUCAUGCAAGGUCAAGGUUGACAUCCUUGAUGUAAGGUCACGGUUGAAUGUCCUUGAUGUAAGGUCACGGUUGGAUGUCCUUGAUGUAAGAUCAUGGCUGGACGUCCUUGAUCCAAGGUCAAGGUUGGAUGUCCUUGAUGUAGGGUCACGGUUGGACGUCCUUGAUCGAUUGUCAAGGUUAGAUUGACAUUAAUGCAUGUGAGUAAUCAAGUCAACCAGAUACAGUAGUAUUUGAUAGCAAGAGCAUACAAUGAUGCCCAAUCCUGACAUGUCUCUUCUUUGGACAACUUUGCUACAUGGGAUCGUCAUAGGAUAAGGGAAGAUAUUUGCACCUGUUCAAUCAAAUCUUUCCAAUGGAGGCUAUGAAAAUAAGGGACAUUCUCAGAGGUUGGGCUAGCCAAUCAAUGAGGCCAUAGAAACAUGCUCUCCAGGAAUAUGUUAUUGUCUCUCCGCCUUUGUUGUUACAAUCUGUAAAGUCCAUUUCAGGAGGUGUGGUAGCCAGGUGAUUAAAGCGUUUGCUCAUCAUUCCCCACGUGGGUACAUUGUGUGAAGCCUAUUUCUGGGUUCCCUUGCCGUGUUUUUGCUGGAAUAUUGCUUAAGCGGAGUAAACCUAAACUCACUCAUGUCAGGAGUCACUUACUGUGAUUGGACUAGAGUACCAUUUAAUCUUUCAGGGGUGGUGGGGUAGCCUAGUGGUUAAAGCGUUCGCUCGUCACUCCGAAGACCCAGGUUCCAUUCCCCAUAUGGGUACAAUGCGUGAAGCCCAUUUCUGGUGUCCUCUGCCGUG
This is a messenger RNA of Haliotis rubra (blacklip abalone), 5672 nucleotides long. Its product is annotated as DNA polymerase alpha catalytic subunit-like. Gene Ontology annotation, biological process: DNA replication; leading strand elongation; lagging strand elongation. Gene Ontology annotation, molecular function: pyrimidine nucleotide binding; DNA replication origin binding; chromatin binding. Gene Ontology annotation, cellular component: alpha DNA polymerase:primase complex. NCBI's taxonomy places the organism in Eukaryota, Metazoa, Mollusca, Gastropoda, Lepetellida, Haliotidae. The record is from RefSeq and is a predicted model, not a curated record.